Molecule: messenger RNA, 2538 nt
Organism: Rubroshorea leprosula
Lineage: Eukaryota; Viridiplantae; Streptophyta; Magnoliopsida; Malvales; Dipterocarpaceae
Source: the annotation of a GenBank genome assembly
AAUUGAAACCAACCCUAAGCUCUUUUUAUCUCCGCCCUAAAGCAAGUUCCUGGCAUCAUGGAAACUCGCUUACAAGAACAGAAGAAACUGAUUGAUGAUGUUGUCAAAACAGCUAUGGCUAAGAUGGGCGGACAUUAUGAACAACUACUUAAGGCCAUGGAGGAAAAGUAUGAAAACCAAGUGUCAGAUUUGAGAACUCGAAUGUCAGGUAUGGGGCCACUUACUUCCAAAACUGGCAAGAUAGAAUUUCCCAAAUCCAAUGGUGAAGAACUAAAAGAUUGGUUGUAUAAAUGUAAUCAAUACUUUAGAAUUGAUGGUAUUCCUGAUGAACAUAAAGCUCAUUUGGCUUCAAUAAAUCUUGAGGGAAAGGCUAUGAAGUGGCAUCAAUCUUUUUUAGAGAUUAAGGGAGAGCAAGUGCUUUCAAAUUGGGAGGAAUAUGUUAAAGGCCUUAAGGCUACAUUUGUUGUUGAGGGUGAUGAAGGAAAAGAAGGGGAAGUCUUUGAGGAAGCCAUAAAAGAACUUCCAGAUGACUCCAAUCCAUACAUGUCUGUUCAUGCAUUAUUUAGAGGUAGUAGUGGAGCUUACCGUACAAUGAGGGUAACUGGAUAUGUGAAUAAGAAACCUAUUCACAUACUCAUUGACUCUGGGAGUACUUAUAAUUUUUUAGAUGUUAAUGUGGCAAAAAGGGUUGGCUGUAAAUUACAAGCUGUUGAGGCUUUGACAGUUGAUGUAACUGAUGGAAGUUCAUUGGAAUGUGUCCAUAUGUGCCAAGAUUUUACUUGGUGGUUACAAGAACCUAAAGGCCUCCCUUCCCAUAGACCUCAUGAUCAUAAAAUUUGUUUAAAGGAAGGAACUGAUCCUAUUAAUCAAAGGCCAUACAGAUAUCCAGGAGUGCAGAAGGAUGUCAUUGAAAAGAUGACUCAAGAAUUGCUACAAUCUGGUAUCAUCCAACAUAGUGUAUUUAAGCUGUUGAGAGAUAAUGAGCUAUUUGCGAAGCAAAGCAAAUGUUUCUUUAAUUGUGAUAGGAUAGAAUAUCUUGGGCACUAUAUCUCUAAAGGGGGAGUUUUUACUGAUCCUAAGAAGAUCUUAGCUGUUCAGCAAUGGCCUCAACCGAAGACUGUUAAGGAAUUGAGGGGAUUUCUUGGUUUGACAGGAUAUUAUCGAAGAUUUUCCAAGGAGUUUGUAAUGGAGACUGAUGCUUCUAAUGUUGGAAUUGGUGCUGUUCUUUUACAACAAGGGCAUCUAAUAGAUUUUAUCAACAAGGCUUUGUCCUUAAGACAUCAAAUCUCUAAGAUUCUUCCUGGUAUUUAUGAAGAGGUGAGACUUAGCUGGAAAGUUGAUCCAGUGCUUCGAGAAAUCUGUAAUAAAUUACAACAAGGUUCUUUAAAGGAUUCUGCUUACACUUGGUUUGAAGGACAACUAAAACGAAAGGGCAGAUUAGUUGUGGGAAAUAAUGCUGUUUUCAGGAGGAAGUUGAUUCAUUUGGUGCAUGAUAAUGCAUUGGGAGGUCACUAUGGAAUUCAAGCUUCCACAAAAAGGCUUAUGCUUUUGUUUUAUUGGAAAGGCUUAGAGAAAGAUGUGAGGCAGUACAUAAGGCAGUGUGAUGUAUGUCAGCAUUACAAACCAGAAAAUAUUCCAACUCCAAGGCUAUUACAACCUCUGCCAAUUCCUAAAGCAAUUUGGACUCAAGUCAGUAUGGAUUUCAUUACAGGCCUUCCAAAAUCUUAUGGCAAAGAUGUUAUCUUUGUUUUUGUUGAUAGACUUACAAAAUAUGCACAUUUCAUUGCCUUACAACAUCACUAUUUAGCUCUUAUUGUUGCACAAGCUUACAUGGACAAUGUCUUUAAGUUGCAUGGAUUGCCUCAAGCAAUUGUAUCUGACAAGGAUCCCAUUUGUCUUAGUAAUUUUUGGCAGGAGUUGUCCACACUCCAAGGGGUUGAACUACAAUGUUCUUCUGCUUAUCAUCCUCAAACUGAUGGGCAAACAGAGGUGGUGAAUAGGUGUCUUGAAAAUUAUUUAAGGUGCAUGACUGGUGAUCAUCCAACAGAGUAUAACAAGUGGUUACUUCUUGCUAAGUGGUGGUAUAACACUAAUUUUCAUAUUGCUACCCAAAUUUCUCCAUUUAAGGCUUUGUAUGGACUUCUACCACCAUUGCAUAUAACUUAUGUACCUAGAGAUUCAGAUGUUGCAAUUGUUGAUCAAAGUUUGCAAGCUAGGGAUAAUAUGUUGAAGGUGACUACUCAAUUUCCUAUUGAUUUGCCUUUACCAAUGAUGUUAGAGCCUAUACCAGUGAAGCGGGGAAAUCGAGCUGCUACUAAGGUGUUAGUCCAGUGGUCUCAUGCUUACCUUGAAGAUGCUACUUGGGAGUAUCUUUACGAUAUUCAACAACAAUUUCCAAAUUUCCAUCCUUGAGGACAAGGAUGUUUUUGAGGGGAAGGAAUUGAUAUGUAGAAAAACUUAGAAGUCACGUGCAGGUGGCAUAUCAGUUACUGUUGGUUUGUGUCAGUUAAUAUGCUAGUAUAAACGUGUUUUGUAACU